CCUAUAAAUGUCAAAACAAGAAGGAAAUAAGGAAGAUUCCCUUGCUGAUAUAGAUCUCCUUGACCGGAAGGGAGAGGAUACUAAAAUUGGUAAUCCUGACACAGAUCCUACGUUUAAAUAAACAUUAUAAUAAAGAACUGAGAGUCUCUCAAGACGAAGUGCCAAUCGUAUUAAAUGAUCUGAAUGAUAGUGCUAUCAAGUAUAUAUCAAGAGAGCAGUAUGAAAUAGCUCUUGUUUUAUUCCAAAAAGCUCAUGGGAUAAUAAAUGUAAUCUCCCUUGAUCACUGUCGCAGAGAUCAGCAAAUGGCCUUCCUGGUUUUUCAUAAUAUGGCAGCUUGCUAUCAACGGAUGAAUAGUCUUGAGGAGUGAGCAGCCUCAGUUGAAAACUGACUGAGACUCCUUGGAGACUACAGCUCUCUAAAAUAAUCAAUCUAUCUCUCAAAGAAUGGUGCAGAUGGAAAGAGAGUGCAAGGUUAGAAUGCAAUUAUGAGCCCUUCUUUCUCAGCUUCACAGACAUAAAGAUGCUUUAAAUCAAGCUAUUCUGAGUAUCAAGCUAAUUCACGGUCUUUUCAAAGAUCUUGACGCUCUCUGAAAAUUUUAUAUCCAUAAGUCAAAUGAUGAAGAACUUGAAGUAAUUGAAGAGCAUUUACAAAGCAAAGGAGAGAGCUUAAACGAUGACCAUAAGGCUUAUUACGAAUGAAUAACCCAGAUGAUGAAGAGUAAUCCAGAGGCAGCGAUACAAGCCUCUAAAAAUCAAUUAGAUGAGGGUAUCUCUCUCAUGGAGAAGGCUGCUAAAUAAAAUUCAUCCUGUUAUAAAAGAAGUCCUGAACAAACUUAUAAAAGAGAAAAAGAUUAGUCCCAACAAAAAGAUUAGCAAGUUAUUUGAAAUGGAUGAUCCUAACAAUCAGCAAAUUCUUGAAGUUGACAAGGAGAUCGAGGAACUCAUUAAAGAUGAGGAUGCUCAGCUUGGAAUCAUGAGUACUUCCAAGAAUAAAUUUGAUGACAGUGACCUUGACUUCGAAGAAAAACUAGAUAUGAGAUCUGUUCUGGGCUACUUCAACCAAUCCGAAUGGAUAGGAAACAUUAAUAUAGGUAAUAUCAUGCAAAUUAAUCCUCUUAAGAAUGAGGAUCUUAUGAUUAACGCUAAAAAUGAAAACCAACUUACUAGACCAUCCUUCCUUGAGAAGGUUGCUUUGUUAGCUGUAGGAUAUUUUUGUGCAUCAACUGAGAUCAGAUUCAUACUACAGUUGAACGAGGAUCAUACAUUUACAAAGAAAGAAAAAGAACCAGAAUCUGAGUAUUGGCAUGCUAAAAGCUUAGAAAUCGCAUGAUGCUUCCUUCCAAGUGAUUGCCCACUUGUGAACCAUAUUAUGCUGAGUUAUCAGAAACAUCAUUCUCCUGCACAGCAGCCUAUUAAAGAAGAUGAAGAGAAUGAAGAUGAACUAGAUUGUGUAAAGCCAUUAAAUGGAAUAGAAAGCAAUAAAUUUCAACCCUUAAUUCGAAAACUAAAGGAUGUCAAUGUUAUGAUAACACCUUGUGAACUAUCUCCUGCUUACAAGGUGACAAAUAACCUCCUAAAAGAAUAUAAGGAAGGUCUAAUAAAAUAUUUUUCAGAUGACACUCCUGAACAAGAGACAAUGAGAAGGGAUACUUCAAAUCCUUCCCAAAGUAAAUCCAAAAGAGCCCAGUCAAACACUUGUGCUGUUGAAGAGUACAACAACUUCGAUCAAUUAAAGAACUCUUACUCAGUGAAUUCAAACUUCGAAUCUAAAUCAAAAUCCAUAAUUGACAAUCUCUUAGUGCACAAGAAAAGCGUUAUAGAAAUCCUUUCGAAACAGAUGAGCAAUGAAGAGAAGCAGAAACUUCUUAAAAAAGUUCUGGAUGACUUUGACUCUGGAUAUUUUAAGAACAUUUCUGAUGACCACAAAACCCUCAAAGACAACAUUGGCUCCUCAAGUAAUAUUGAGCAUACAAAAUCAAUGGGAAUCGGAGAUGAGAGUCACGAUAGCUUGUUGUGUGACGAAGAAGCUCCUAAUAAGAAUUUGAAAGACAAGAUGACUAGCCAUAGCUUCCAUAAACGUCCUCUAAGUCAGAACACUGUUCUCCGAUCAAAGAGUAGUAGACAAAAGAGAAGAAAGAAAACACCAGUUACUCAUAAGUCUAAGGGGCAGCAUAGUUUAGCAUCUAAUGGUCAUGGUUCUAAUUCUAAGAUGACACAAGACACUCAAGAUGGAGACUACUCUCGGUCAAGGAAGCUUAUUGACGAUAGCAAGUUUGGAAACAAAAAGGCUGUUGUCAACGCUAGUAUGAGACCUAAAUCAUCUCGAGGCAAUCGCUCCUUUGAUUCUUGAGGCAAUAUCAAAGGAGUAAAGCAUGAUGGAGCAAACAAAAAGCACCGUACAAAUGUAUCAGCUGUUUCAAAACCGAAGAAUGAUUUUGGAAAGAAAAAGAACAGCUAUAGCUGUGCUGGCCAGUUUAAUGCAGAUAAAUUACUUGCAAAAUACCGACAAGCCAGAAACAGUACUGGUAUCAGCAAUUCUUUUUCAGGAAUGGAGCAUCCUACCAACAACUUAGUUGCUUCAAUCAGAGAGAAAAAUAGCAGAAAUAUUGAGAAAUUUGGUGAUAAAGCUAUCUUAAAUAGCAAGAUGGAGGUCAAGGAGAGUAACUCUCAGUAUUUAAUAAACUCAGAGACUUUUAAAGGAGAUCCUCACCAUAAUAUGUCAUUUGAUGUCAAUCAACGUCCUAGAGCUAUUAAGAGUAAAAAGAAAAAGGAAGAUGCCAACAAGGCUCUCAUGAACUUUGAGGAAAUGAAAAGGAAAAUCAUGAAGGAUUAUGCAAAGAAGUCUGGAAAAGAUGGAAGACCCAAAGUAUCUCAGCCCUCUCAUAAUAGAAAUACAGCUGGACCAAUUUCAGGAUAUUUCUCAUCUCAGAAAGAAGACUUACUUAAAUAUGACAAGCAUAAAGACUCCAAGAUGUUCCAUCCAAGAGACGACGAUGCUUUAUUUACCAAUGAAAAUCCCUCUAAAAAGAAGAAUGGGAAAAAGUCAGGAAAUAAAAACAAUUUCGCAGCAAUUUACGAUGCCAAUAGCUUUGGGCAUUGGAAUACUAAUCAGCCAAUGAGUCAAAAAUCUGUAAAUAAUGCUGGUUUAUCUCUCAAAGAUAGACCUGGAAGUAACAAGAAGCACACUCCUUCAAAAUCUAAAGCUCCCAGAUCAGCAAUUGGCCAGAAGAGGAAGAGCAAGUGUAGUAAUGGUGGUGAAAUCGGAGGGUCUUACAUUACCUCUCAUAAGCCGACAAAGUCUACCUCAAUUGUUGCAUCUGGAAAAAUUCAUCAAAGUAAGCCAAAAUCUGGCUCUAAAAAGGGAGAGAGCAAAUCCAAAGAUAAGUACAUUUACAAAGAAAGGUCUUAUGAAACUCUUCAGAAGAAUAAAGGGCCGAAUGAUGGAUCAGCAGUCCAGAACUUCCUGUCUCACAACAAAGCUGGGAUCGGUUUCCUUAACCACAAAAUGAAUAGUCUAAAUUUUAUGAAUUAA
This is a messenger RNA of Moneuplotes crassus, 3532 nucleotides long. The record is from the annotation of a GenBank genome assembly. NCBI's taxonomy places the organism in Eukaryota, Ciliophora, Spirotrichea, Euplotida, Euplotidae.